This is a messenger RNA of Oldenlandia corymbosa var. corymbosa, 3359 nucleotides long. Lineage: Eukaryota; Viridiplantae; Streptophyta; Magnoliopsida; Gentianales; Rubiaceae. The record is from the annotation of a GenBank genome assembly.
CGACAUCUUUCUCACUGCUUUGAUGAUACUUUGAACUCCGGUAAGUUGUCUUGUCAUUCAUGAUUCUGGGUUGUUUCAUAAUCGAUAAUUCCCUGUUUUUUUUUUGUUUUCUGCAACUUCUUAUGCUAAAUCUUGAAGUCCCUCUUCAGUGGUUGCUUAAAUAAAACAUUUUGAAGCACCGAAUCGUGAAUAGAGUGCUUCAACUGUAGAGAAAAACCGUUUGAUGAUUUACUGUUCUUGUUCGUGUGUCUCUAUCUUUUGUGAAGAUUUAAUCUUGAUGCAUGUUUCCCAACUGUGUUUGCUAUACAUGUUGUUUUCAUUCAGCUACUUAGCGUUCAUUCAAGUCGGAGGAUACGUGGAAAUUAGAACUACUACCUUAUGACAGUCAAUAAAAACCGUUUCUGAUUGAUCUGAGUUUCAAUCUUAUGUGUUAUUCUGAGGAUGUCGUAGGCUUAUCGAUUCCACAGGAGGAAUUACUUUUUCUUUUUUUCGUUUUUUUUAUUAAGCUUUUAGUUUUUUUUUUUUUUUGGUGAAAAGCUUUUAGUUUGUUGGAAAGGGAAGAAAUAGGAUUUGAAAAUAGAAGGAGAUUCUUGAGAUAUUCUCUUUCCCACUUUUGAUUAUGAUUGGAGAUUUGGAGUCCGUUGAUUUAUACCUAUUAAGUCAGAAGAAAUGGAAACAGAUAAACAUAGUGGAAUCAAAGAAUUAGUGUUUCUACUGGAGUGAGAUUUUUGCAGAACAAUGUCUGUGAAACAAAUGCAAGUAUGCAACCUCAUUUUUAUUAAGGUUCCUUGUAUUAAUGCUAUUUCAGGUACCGCGAACAACAAGUAGUAUAUAGAAAGAUGGCAAAUGGUUCCAAGUGCUGGUUGAUUUUUCUGGCAAUUUUGCUUUUGGUGGGAACUUCUAGAAGUUCACUGGUGGAUGAAACAGUUAAAAAUGGGGUGAAAACUGCUGUUUAUUUAUCACCUAAAUUUGAGCUGGAACCAGGAUCAGUAUGCGGGAACGAUGGCUUGUGUCCACACGGACUUUCACAAUAUUUUGGCCUUGGAUCUGAGACACGGAAAACCAGCACCUGUGUUCCUGAUCCAUAUGGUAUAGAAUUCGGCAGUCCUGCAAAGAUACCCUCCGGUUAUGAGGAGAAAUGGCUUCUUAAUGGUUUUAGACCCAAGUUAUCCAGGGGGUUGAGAUGUUGUUAUGAUAAUACAAGAUGUAGGUUAAAGGAAGGAUUCGGAAGUGUGAAAAGAACCCUUUACUUGAAGUACACUGUGAAGUAUGUUGAUUGGCAUAAUUCAAUUGUGCCUGUCAGAGUCUAUAUAUUUGAUGUUACUGAUAAAUGGAGAAAACAUGAUGACUCAACCGGAACCAGUUCAAGACAUGACUGCCAGAUCGAAUACAGUGUGGAGUCUUGUUCUAAUGCUGAUGAGAAUGGCAGUUGCGUUCAUACAAAGAGUGUCAGCAUCAUUUUGCCCACUGGGGGUGACGUUGUCUACGGUGUUGCACACCAGCACACUGGAGGAAUCGGCUCAACUCUUUAUGGAGAGGACGGAAGAGUGCUGUGCUCAUCAACUCCAAUUUAUGGACAAGGGAAAGAACCUGGAAAUGAGGCUGGCUACAUAGUUGGAAUGUCUACCUGUUAUCCUCAACCGGGUUCUGUCAAGAUAUCUGAUGGGGAAACUUUGACUGUGGUUUCAAAUUACAGCAGUGCCCAAGGCCAUACAGGAGUCAUGGGGCUCUUUUACAUUCUGGUUGCAGAUUUCGACUCAUCAUCUGCGAUCAACUCUUCACAGGAUCAAAAUGUUGGGUUGCACGCUAAGAUGUUGACGCCCCAUUAUAUAUCAGGCAUGGCACUGUUAGGGGUUGCAGCACUUGCUGUCUCUGCUUUUGCUUUUCAGAGAAGGAACCAGAGAGGGGAUAUCUAUGAACCAAUACCAAUGGGAGUCUGUGAAAUAGUCUUAGCUACAAGCCUGCUGCUUGCUACACCGUUUGCACGGCUAACUUUCUCCUUUACAGUGAAGGAAAUGGCACUUUCUUCAGAUUUCUGUGUGCUAUCAUUUAUAAUCAUCCUGCUGCUGCUGGCUACAGUUGAGUGUACAGAAGAUGAUAAAGGAAAAGGAGUAAAAACUGAAGUUUUUUUGUCUCCUAAGUUUGAGAUGGAACCAGGAGAAGCUGCUGAGAAAAUUUUUUACAAUAUCAGCUUCCCAAGGGGUCACAUUGCCAUCAAGAGUUUUAACGCUGAAGUGGUCGAUAACGCAGGCAAUCCUGUACCACUUCAUGAAACUUAUCUCCACCACUGGAUUGCCAUGAGAUAUUACCAACCAAAAGGGCUUAAUAACUCCAACAAACAGGAAUCUGAUGAUGAAGAUUACAUUGUAGUUAAGAACAAUGGUAUCUGCGGUGAUCAUCUUCCACAGUACUUCGGGCUCGGAUCAGAAACGAGAAAAACAGCCACCCUUGUGCCUGAUCCAUAUGGCAUAGAAGUUGGCAAUCCAGCUGAAAUUCCAGCAGGAUAUGAAGAGGGAUGGAUGUUUGAUUUGCAUGCUAUUGAUACAAGGAAUGCAGAAAAUAAACUGGGCUGCACAGAAUGCAGAUGUGAACUCUACAAUGUCACGAAAGACGAAAAUGGUAAGGUUUUGGAUCCUCAUUACCUUGGAGGAAUGAAUUGCUGCCGUGAUGGAACAAGAUGCAAACUCAAAGAAGGAUACCAGAAUGUGAAAAAAAGCCUUUUCCUAAGAUAUACAGUGAAGUAUGUUCCUUGGAACAAUUCCAUUUUGCCGGUGCAAGUUUAUGUACUGGAUGUUACUGCUACAAGGAAUGAACAAAAUGGGCACAGCUGCCAGGUUGAGUAUCAAAUCAAUUCCUGCUCUGCAACUGUGGCUCAAGAGGACUGCAUCCACUCAAAGAAUUCCAGUAUAAGUCUACCUUCCGGCGGCGAGGUCAUCUAUGGUGUAGCACAUCAACACACAGGAGGACUUGGUUCCACUCUUUUUGGCGAGGAUGGACGGGUUAUAUGCUCGUCGGAGCCAAUUUACGGCCAAGGAGGGGAAGCCGGAAAUGAAUCCGGUUACAUUGUGGGAAUGUCUACAUGUUACCCUCAACCCGGAACUGUCAAAAUCUCCGAUGGAGAAAUCCUAACUCUUGUAUCAAACUACAGUAAUGCUCAAAAGCAUACUGGAGUAAUGGGACUCUUCUACCUCUUGGUUGCCGACACUUCUUCCUUAAAGCCUAAUUCAGACCAACUUCACAAGGAAACGGGACCACCGUAUUAUGUUUGGAUUGCAAUUGCGAUUCUAGCUGCUCUGAUUCUAGCCCUGUUCAUUACUUCUCAAAGAAAAUGCAGAAACAGAGGAUACCAAACCAUAUAG